Dentiscutata heterogama is the source of this 1053-nucleotide messenger RNA. NCBI's taxonomy places the organism in Eukaryota, Fungi, Glomeromycota, Glomeromycetes, Diversisporales, Gigasporaceae. The record is from the annotation of a GenBank genome assembly.
AUGGAGUACGAAGACGUUCUGACCAACCAGCCUGUAGUUAUUGACAAUGGUUCUGGAGUUAUUAAGGCCGGGUUUGCUGGUGAUGAAAUUCCAAAUGUUGGAAGGCCAAAACAUGUUCGUAUCAUGGCAGGCGCCGUUGACGGUGAAGUUUUUAUUGGAAAAAAAGCACAAGAAUUGCGAGGUCUUCUUAAAAUAAGAUAUCCCAUUGAACAUGGCAUUGUAUCUGAUUGGGAUGAUAUGGAACGUAUAUGGAAAUAUAUUUAUGAAGAAGAAUUAAAAAUUGCGUCAGAAGAACAUCCAGUACUUUUGACCGAAGCACCACUCAAUCCAAGAAGUAAUAGAGAAUUAGCUGCCCAAAUGUUUUUUGAAACAUUCAAUGUUCCAGCCUUGUUUACGUCGAUUCAAGCAGUGCUGAGCCUUUAUUCUUCCGGCAGAACUACUGGCAUUGUUCUUGACUCUGGUGAUGGUGUGACUCACGCGGUUCCUGUUUAUGAAGGAUUUGCUCUUCCACACGCUAUCCGACGAGUUGACAUUGCUGGCAGAGAUGUCACAGAGCAUUUGCAGCUGCUUCUUCGUAAAGCGGGGUACAAUUUUCAUACCACUGCAGAAAAAGAAGUCGUUCGUAUUAUUAAGGAAAAAACAUGUUAUAUUGCAAUAAAUCCAUCAAAAGAGGAGAAGGAUACUAGCGGAAAAUUCGAGGAUUUUACUUUGCCUGACGGUAACGUUGUUAAGUUGGGUACAGAAAGAUUUAAAGCUCCCGAAAUUUUAUUCAACCCUGAGUUGAUUGGACAAGAAUAUGCUGGGAUUCACCAAGUUGUUGUUGAUUCAAUCAAUCGUGCUGACCUAGAUUUAAGGAAAUCGCUGUUUGCCAACGUUGUCUUAUCGGGUGGUUCAACGCUUUAUAAAGAUUUUGGUACAAGGUUGUUGAAUGAAGUGAGAAAAUUGGCUGUUAAAGAUAUCAAAAUCAAAAUAUUUGCUCCUCCAGAAAGAAAAUAUAGUACAUGGUUUGGUGGUUCUAUAUUGGCUGCCUUGAGCGCAUUUAAAAAGGUUUAA